UCUGUGCCGGGACAUGGCCGCCGCCGGUCCCGGGUCCUUGAGCUGAACGCUUGCCGGAAGCCAACCGCCGCACUCAAUCGUCCGGACGGGCCGGCCGAGGCGCCGCCGGGCCGGCGAGGAGCCGCGGCCGCCGCGGAGGAGGAGGCAGCAGCAGGAGGCUGGAGCGGCAGCCGCAGCCGGGCACAUGGCGUCCAUCUUACUGAGGAGCUGCCGCGGCCGGGGGCCCUCCUGCAUCCCUGCGCCCCGCGCCGCCGCCCCGAGAAGUGGUCCGGGGGAUCACGCUUGUCUCACUUGUGCCAGUGCCAUGGGGCUGCUAAGCCGUGUGCAUGUCCCGUUGGGCGGCUGCACCCCGCUGUACCCCGUGUACCUUUCCUUCAGAGCUGAUCUCCUGGGCUGCUGGACUCAGAGGCCUGAGCGCACGUGCGCCAUGGCCCGAGGGCCGUGGACCCCCGCCUCAGCCCAUCUGCUUGUCACCGGGCCGCGGUUCCUUCCCGCACGCUGCUGGCACUCGUCGCCCCCGCUGGCCGAUGACUCGGUGGUGGAGAAGUCUCUCAAGUCCUUAAAGGACAAGAACAAGAAGCUGGAGGAGGGAGGCCCCGUGUACAGCCCCCCUGCGGAGGUGGCCGUGAAGAAGUCCCUGGGGCAGAGGGUCCUGGACGAGCUGAAGCACUACUACCACGGCUUCCGCCUGCUGUGGAUCGACACCAAGAUCGCCGCGCGCAUGCUCUGGCGCAUCCUCAACGGCCACAGCCUGACCCGCCGGGAGCGCAGGCAGUUUCUCCGGAUUUGUGCCGACCUCUUCCGCCUGGUCCCCUUCCUGGUCUUCGUGGUGGUACCGUUCAUGGAGUUCCUGCUUCCUGUCGUGGUGAAGCUCUUCCCCAACAUGUUGCCGUCCACGUUCGAGACCCAGUCCAUCAAGGAGGAGAGGCUCAAGAAGGAGCUGCGGGUCAAGCUGGAGCUGGCCAAGUUUCUGCAGGACACCAUUGAGGAGAUGGCCCUGAAGAACAAGGCGGCCAAGGGCAGCGCCACCAAAGACUUCUCCGUGUUCUUCCAGAAGAUCCGAGAGACGGGGGAGAGACCCAGCAAUGAGGAAAUCAUGCGUUUUUCCAAGUUAUUUGAGGACGAGCUGACCCUGGAUAACCUCACGCGGCCGCAGCUGGUGGCGCUGUGCAAGCUGCUGGAGCUCCAGUCCAUCGGCACCAACAACUUCCUGCGCUUCCAGCUGACCAUGCGGCUGCGUUCCAUCAAGGCAGAUGACAAGCUGAUUGCUGAGGAAGGGGUGGACAGCCUCAGCGUGAAGGAGUUGCAGGCGGCGUGUCGGGCACGAGGCAUGCGGGCCCUGGGCGUCACGGAAGACCGGCUGCGGGACCAGCUGAAGCAGUGGCUGGAGCUGCACCUGCACCAGGAGAUCCCAACGUCGCUGCUCAUCCUGUCCCGUGCCAUGUAUCUGCCAGACACCCUGUCACCUGCCGACCAGCUCAAGUCCACGCUGCAGACCCUGCCCGAGAUUGUGGCGAAGGAGGCGCAGGUGAAGGUGGCCGAGUUGGAGGGCGAGCAGGUGGACAACAAGGCGAAGCUGGAGGCCACGCUGCAGGAGGAGGCGGCCAUCCAGCAGGAGCAACGCGAGAAGGAGCUGCAGAGGCUCUCCGAGGAGGCGGCGGCGGCGAAGGAAGUGCAGCCGGAAGUGGCAAUGGAAGCUACCCCUGCGCCACCUGUGGCCCCGCUGCAGCCGGAAGUGGCCGAUGUGAUCCUGCCGUCAGAGGCCCUGAAGGACACGGCCCCCGUCCUGGAGGGCGUGAAGGAGGAGGAAAUCACCAAGGAGGAAAUUGACAUACUUAGCGACGCCUGUUCAAAGCUGAAGGAACAGAAGAUGUCGCUGACGAAGGAGAAAGAGGAGCUGGAGCUGCUGAAAGGGGAUGUGCAGGAGUACAGCGAGGACUUGCAAGAGAUCAAGAAGGAACUUUCAAAGACUGGGAAAGAAAUGGACGUGGAAGAGUCUAAAGCCAGCAAGAGGCUGACCAGGAGGGUGCAGCAAAUGAUCGGCCAGAUAGACGGGCUGCUCACGCAGCUGGAGGCUGACCAGCAGGCUGGCAGGCUGAGCCCGGCUGCCCAGGGCUCGUCCACGGGGGAGACUGUCAUCAGCGUCACUGAGCUCAUCAGCGCCAUGAAGCAGAUAAAGCACAUUCCAGAAAGCAAGCUCAUCAGCCUGGCCUCAGCGCUGGACGAGAAUAAGGACGGCAAGAUCAACAUCGACGACCUUGUGAAGGUGAUCGAGUUGGUGGACAAAGAAGACAUACACAUCUCCACCAGCCAGGUGGCUGAGAUCGUGGCGACAUUGGAGAAAGAGGAGAAGGUGGAGGAGAAGGAGAAGGCCAAGGAGAAGGCCGAGAAGGAGGCUGCUGAGGUGAAGGGUUAGCCGCCCGCCACUGCCUCCGGCCACAGCCGCGAUUGCCCUGAGGUGAUUCUUAGUGACAAACCUAGUAUUUUGUCUGGAAUAAAUCAGAAACUUCCGUAAUCAAGUAAUUUUUAAUUUUCAUCAUUCCAUGAAGAUUCAGUCAGUCUGGAAGCCCCGAGCCCCUCCAGGGAACGGUGUCUGCAUUCACGCUGUGGCGGCCGCAGCGGCCCCCUGGCUCACAGGUGGGCUCGGGCCUGCGCCCUGGCAGUGCCCCCAGGAGGAGAGGACUGGCCGCCUGGACCCCCAGCACGCCCUCCUCAGCCCUGGAGAAGACACUGAGUCUGCGGACAUGACUUCCUGAAUGUGUCAGUAGGAGCAGUUGUGCCCACUGCCAGUCCUGUCUAUAACCAUUGAGAAAACGUCCAUUGAUGGCACCAAACCUCUGGAAAACAGUGUCUUCGUGCGCGUUUCCUGUUCUGCGUGUUAUCAGCUCUUUGUUGAUUUCCCUUUGAUUUUCAACUAGUCCUUUAACCAGUUAACCAGAGUUUCACCCGCCAGUCUAGUCUGCCUGACUGGUGAGCACUAGCAUUGUAAAGCACAGCGUGAGAGAUACGAAUGAAGCCCUCGCAGAUGAAGCACUUUAUGUCUGAGUGAUUCAUCGUGCUGUUGUGGCUUUUAGAACGUUUCCUAAUUUGGAUCGUUCCCACCUCAUUGCCCUGUGGGCAGUUGGAGCAGAUAACACUCUGCGGCCGUCCAGUGGGGGCCCCGAACCGGUGUGUCCAUGUGCCUGCAACCCCCUCGGCCUGGCUCCUUCAGCACGAGCUGGCAACUGGCUGGUCCCGGUGCUGUGGUGGGUGCCCCAUGGGGCUUUCAGAAGCAUAGGCACUUGGCCGCCUGGGACUGGUGGGGAUGGGCGUCCAGUGGCCUCUGUCCUUUCGGUUACCUGCAAGAACGUUCUUUCAGGAGACUCCAAACAUAGGAAUGGAAGACAUAGGAGCAGGGGGCCAGAUUCGCCAGGACUCGGAAAUGAGAGCGUCUGAAUUACUUGAAACUUCUUGCUAGGCCGUUGAGGAAGAAACUUGACAAAAUAGGAUUUUGUACUCUGAGAUGAAACCUCUGUACAGUAACAGCUGGGUGGUUAUUUGAGCAGUAGCCCCAGAUGUGCAUCCUCGACUCAGGAGCUGUCUCGCGUGUUUCUGUGGCCGGAAUUUCCCUGUAGAGAGCUUGCUCCUGAGCUUUGCCAGCAUGCCCGUGCCGGUGGCCAUCUCCCUGGUGAGCGGUGUGCUGGGCCCAGUCAGGGUGCCUGGCUCCUGUCCUCACCCUCACUCCUUUCCCGGGCGCCCUGCGUACCCAGCACUGCUGUCACUGCAGGAUGCAGCUGCCCUCCUGCUCCGGAACCGCCCUCCGGUUGUCUGCCUGGUGGGACGCCACCGGCUGAUGCUGCAGGGGCUUUGCACACGCACCUGGCACGGGCACCUUCAGCUUUUGUGAUGUUGGCGACAGUCUGCUACAGCCUUCCCCCCUUCGUUUCCGUUUGCUUUUAUGUCCUGAACAUUUGUCGCAGCUGAAGCUAGGGUCCAGGUGCAGGCAUGACAAAUGAUGGGCGUAGAAAUAAGUCUCGUGUGACAAGGUGUUUGAGAGGCAGCUGCGCUUGGACCGCCCAUGCCAUUAGGAGCGUCCUCUCUGUGCCUGCCUGAAAAUGAACCAGGAGUCCUUAGCACAUGUCCCCUCAUUCACUCCACCUAAAGGCUCAGUUCUUCAGUAGAGAUUCAGGAAAUUGGCACAGGGCUUCCGAAGUCGUUUUGGAUAGAGCAUGAAAAUCCAGAUUUAAAAAUGAUGGCACCUUGUAAUUUUUGCAGAAUGACCUCCAGCCAGUAGUCCUCACAGUGGGGUCUUGGGGUGGCACCUCCUGGACCCUGGGAAGUGCUGGCGGUUUCCACAGGUCCUCCAAGGGUCCUGGGGCCAGCGCCACCUGAGUCUCUGUCCUGGGUUUACGCCUUUUUUAGAAAUAAUGUUUUUAUUGAAAAAUCAAAUUAAUGUUCCUGUAACAGCUUAAAGUCAUAUUUCUGAACUGUGACAUGGCAGAAGUCAAGGUGGAAAAUGUCACGAUUGUCUGAGGUCUGCCUUUGUGACAGCAGUGUGGCCCGGGAUCUGGUUCUGGCCUUGCAGCAGAAGGGCAUGGUGAGUGGCCAUGGGCCUGGAUGUGCUGCUGUGAGGCCAGAUUCAGGGACCUUCACCUUCUGGAGGUCAAGCCCUGGUCUCAGAUGUCUCUUGUUCUGUGACAGUGUGCACUAUUCGUCCCCUGGUCACACUGUGCUCCCAGACUGAUCCCUGUGCUGGUGACUAGACACCCAAUUUGAUGUAAGGAGAAGGUUUAAUAAAGUGCUAUCUUGAUGA
This is a messenger RNA of Hipposideros armiger (great roundleaf bat), 4792 nucleotides long. RefSeq names its product leucine zipper and EF-hand containing transmembrane protein 1 (gene LETM1). The transcript is spliced from 14 exons. Bases 185 to 2416 code for a protein of 743 amino acids. Gene Ontology annotation, biological process: intracellular monoatomic cation homeostasis. Gene Ontology annotation, cellular component: mitochondrial inner membrane. Lineage: Eukaryota; Metazoa; Chordata; Mammalia; Chiroptera; Hipposideridae. Gene Ontology annotation, molecular function: calcium ion binding; ribosome binding. The record is from RefSeq and is a predicted model, not a curated record.